Molecule: messenger RNA, 810 nt
Organism: Pipistrellus nathusii (Nathusius's pipistrelle)
Lineage: Eukaryota; Metazoa; Chordata; Mammalia; Chiroptera; Vespertilionidae
Source: the annotation of a GenBank genome assembly
AUGGAGGACUUUCUGCUCUCCAAUGGGUACCAGCUCGGCAAGACCAUUGGGGAAGGGACCUACUCAAAAGUCAAGGAAGCAUUUUCCAAAAAACACCAAAGAAAGGUGGCAAUUAAAAUUAUAGACAAGAUGGGAGGGCCAGAAGAAUUUAUCCAGAGAUUCCUGCCUCGGGAGCUCCAGAUCGUCCGCACCCUGGACCACAAGAACAUCAUCCAGGUGUACGAGAUGCUGGAGUCUGCCGACGGUAAAAUCUACCUGGUGAUGGAGCUGGCCGAGGGAGGGGAUGUAUUUGACUGCGUGCUGAACGGGGGGCCUCUGCCCGAGAGCCGCACCAAGGCCCUCUUCUGCCAGAUGGUCGAGGCCAUCCGCUACUGCCACGGCUGUGGCGUGGCCCACCGGGACCUCAAGUGUGAGAACGCCUUGCUGCAGGGCUGCAACCUGAAGCUGACGGACUUUGGCUUCGCCAAGGUGCUGCCCAAGUCGCGCCGGGAGCUGAGCCAGACCUUCUGCGGCAGCACAGCCUACGCCGCCCCCGAGGUGCUGCAGGGCAUCCCGCACGACAGCAAGAAGGGCGAUGUCUGGAGCCUGGGCGUCGUCCUCUACGUCAUGCUCUGCGCCAGCCUACCUUUCGACGACACAGACAUUCCCAAGAUGCUGUGGCAGCAGCAGAAGGGGGUGUCCUUCCCCACUCACCUGGGCAUCUCGGCCGAGUGCCAGGACUUGCUCAAGCAGCUCCUGGAACCAGACAUGAUCCUCCGGCCUUCAAUCGAAGAAGUUAGUUGGCAUCCAUGGCUAGCAAGCACUUCAUAA